AUGCAAGGAAAGCAAGGCGACGUUGUGACAAACGAUGCGGGCCAGAUUGUGACGCGGUCGCGGGUUUACGCCGACGCGAACAGCAACAUGCCGCAGUCGUAUUGGGAUUACGACAACCUGCAGGUCGAGUGGGGCAACCAGGACAACUACGAGAUCAUUCGCAAGAUUGGGCGCGGCAAGUACUCGGAGGUAUUUGAGGGCACCAACGUGGCCAACGACGAGGCAUGCGUUAUCAAGGUGCUGAAGCCCGUCAAGAAGAAGAAGAUCAAGCGCGAGAUCCAGAUCAUGCAGAACCUGUCCGGCGGCCCCAACAUCAUCCAGCUCCUGGAUGUCCUGUACCCGAUGUUCACGGACUACGAUGUGCGCUACUAUAUCCACGAGCUGCUAAAGGCGCUGGAUUUCGCGCACUCGCGUGGCAUUAUGCACAGAGACGUCAAGCCGCACAAUGUGAUGAUUGACCACGAGAAGCGCACGCUGCGGCUGAUCGACUGGGGCCUGGCCGAGUUCUACCACCCGGGUACCGACUACAAUGUGCGUGUGGCAUCGCGGUACUUCAAGGGCCCCGAGCUGCUUGUCGACUACACGCCGUACGACUACUCGCUUGAUAUGUGGAGUCUGGGCUGUAUGUUUGGCAGCAUGAUCUUCCGCAAGGAGCCGUUCUUCCACGGCCACGACAACUACGACCAGCUGGUCAAGAUCGCCAAGGUUCUGGGCACUGAGGACCUGCUGGUGUACUUGAAGAAGUACAACAUCGAGCUUGACGAGCACUACAACAAGAUCCUAGGAACGUACCCGAAGAAGAGCUGGCACAAGUUUAUUACCAUCGAGAACCAGCGGUUUGUGUCGCCCGAGGCUAUCGAUUUCCUUGACCGGUUGCUGAGGUACGACCAUAUGGAGCGGCUUACGGCCAAGGAGGCCAUGACCCACCCGUACUUUGACCCAGUCAGGGAGAAGGGCGAGGCCAACUGA
Molecule: messenger RNA, 969 nt
Organism: Linderina pennispora
Lineage: Eukaryota; Fungi; Kickxellomycota; Kickxellomycetes; Kickxellales; Kickxellaceae
Product: casein kinase II subunit alpha
Exons: 2
Coding region: 1-969 (322 amino acids)
Biological process (GO): protein phosphorylation; regulation of transcription by RNA polymerase III; regulation of transcription by RNA polymerase I
Cellular component (GO): nucleus; protein kinase CK2 complex; cytosol
Molecular function (GO): protein serine/threonine kinase activity; ATP binding
Source: RefSeq, a predicted model, not a curated record